AAAAACAUUUCAGCUUCCGGGAAGCAGAAUGGAAACUGUGUGGGGUUAAAACUUCAAGAAAAAAACAAACGGUUUGAACAUAUCUUUUGUGUGAUUAUGCCCGAUAUACAGCUCUUGAACUUUGCCUGUAAAAAUGAAACGGAGCAAGAAGGAACUGAAACAGUCAAGUUUCAAGCUGAAUGCCCUGCUGUAGCAGACGAUGGAGGAUCUGUGGCCUUUCCUGCAGCCAAAGAACAGAAUGCAUUUAUACGUGAAGGUGGUAAAGUACAUUUAGUCCACUCCACAAGGCGACGUAGUUGUUCUUUAGUAAACACUCCAUCUCCAUGCAUCAACAAAGCUCUUUUUCACAUUCAGGAACUUGAAGUGAAACUUGAAGAUUGGUAUCAGAAGGAUGACUGUAUUGACUUCUCAUUGUCUCCAGGUGAAGUCUGGAAAGAAAUGUCUUUGAGGGUUUUGAUGACAGGUGAUCAUAGCCAGACUACAUCUAGAACAACCGAUAUGUUGUCUACAAAUCUUUAUAUUGAAGGUGUGUCCCUGUCAGCUAAAGAAAAUAAUGAAAACUUGGAUCUCAGGCAGAUCACAAAAAUUGUGCUCAAUGAGAUUACAGAACUGAUAAGCCGACUUGAAGCCGACCGUCAAGAAGCUGAAAAAGCCUUAAACCUUGAGAAACAAAGAAGAGAAGCAUUACUCAAGAAAAUUGAUAAGCUUUCACUCUGGAAACUUCAACAGCUACCUGCUGCUGUGCAAAAAGAGCAUGAAGCAUGUGCACGUGAUAUCAAUGAACUACAGUGGCAUAUCCGUAACAAAAGACGGCAGUUAAAGCAGAUGCAAGACCAAACAGCAAAAGCAGAGUUGCUAAAUGAAAGACUGCUAGAAGAUAUUGAUUUUGUGAAGAAGCACAGCCCUCUAGUGGAAGAAAAGGUGGAACUUGAGCACCAUGCUCUUGAUGAACUAAAAUUAGCACAAGAUCAGGCAUUAACAGUCCUGGUUAAGGCUAAUGAAGAACUGAAGGAAGCACAGUUGCUGUCUGAUGACGCCAGUAAUAAGGCAGCAACAGAAAGGAGAGUUAUGCGUGCAGAACUGGAUGAUGCCGAAAAUAACCUAAAGCAGCUUCAAAAUGAUUUUAACCACUCUGAAACUGUCUGGGAUACUUACUGUAGCAGGAUAACAGAAAAUGAGAAUAAACUAAAACAGACUGAAGAAGUAUAUAUGAAACUGCAGCAAGAAGAAGCUACUUUGAAGUUAGAAAGAAAUAACUUGAUUGAGAAAGUGAUCAGCACAGUACUAGGUCAUGUCAGAUUUGUACUUUUACUUUUAACCUAA
Molecule: messenger RNA, 1323 nt
Organism: Protopterus annectens (West African lungfish)
Lineage: Eukaryota; Metazoa; Chordata; Ceratodontiformes; Protopteridae
Product: coiled-coil domain-containing protein 178-like
Exons: 11
Coding region: 97-1323 (408 amino acids)
Source: RefSeq, a predicted model, not a curated record